Messenger RNA from Cyprinus carpio (common carp), 1434 nucleotides. RefSeq names its product josephin-2-like. The record is from RefSeq and is a predicted model, not a curated record. Gene Ontology annotation, biological process: protein deubiquitination. Gene Ontology annotation, molecular function: cysteine-type deubiquitinase activity. Lineage: Eukaryota; Metazoa; Chordata; Actinopteri; Cypriniformes; Cyprinidae.
UGGAGCUCACGUGUCCUCAUGGAUGACCGCACGAGGCGUUACCUCAACGCAACAACAACACAACUUCCGGCCGAGCCUCACGGACGAGAAACAGAAACAGCGUCCUCUUUCCAGAGAUCCUUAGCUUUAGUUCUGAACAGGGCAGUUGUAAUAGAACAAUAAAGAUUAGUGUCACGGCACGUCUAAACAGCGUCUGUUUUCUUAACUGUGGAUAAAUCAUUGCACUGCGGAUUCUGUCUUCCAGAAGGGUGAGUAUGAGCGAGGGCGAGGUGUUUCAUGAGAAACAGAGACUGGAGCUGUGCGCCAUCCAUGCCUUGAACAACGUGCUUCAAGAGAGAGUUUUUACCAAAGAGACAGCAGAUGAUAUCUGCAAGCGACUUGCCCCACAAUGUGUGAUGAACCCACACCGCUCAGUGCUGGGCACGGGAAACUAUGAUGUCAAUGUCAUCAUGGCAGCUCUGCAGAGUCGGGGGCUCGCUGCUGUUUGGUGGGACAAACGCAGGUCAGUACAGAAUUUGUGCCUGGACAAAAUUCAGGGCUUCAUUUUGAAUGUCCCGUCAAGGGUAUCACUGGGAAUUGUGUCUCUCCCACUGAGACGCAGACACUGGCUGGCGGUACGGGAAGUCAACGGACAGUUUUAUAACUUAGACUCGAAAUUAAAAGGGCCUGCCUGUAUUGGCAGAGAAACAGAACUCCGGUCAUUUCUCACUGAGCAGCUUUCUCAGGAUAUUGCAGAAAUGCUCCUUGUCGUCCAAAAGGAAGUAGACGACGAUGGGACGUGGCUGAAACCAGAAGACACCAGGAAGUGAUGAAACAGAACAUUCUCUCUCUCUCUCUCUCUCUCUCUCUCUCUCUCUCUCUCUCUCUCUCUCUCUCUCUCUCAAUGUGGAGUAAUGGCAGAGAAAAAGAGAAAUACUGGAGCGCCGAAAAGCUUAAUGGAGAGCAGCACUACAGGAAGAUGCUCACAUUCAUCCACAGACACUCACACAUGAAGGGAAGUCCUAGAGAAUGAUCUAGUGUUGCUUCAUAUGAAGGAGCCGUUUAUCUGAAGUCACACGGGAUGUGCUUGUGGGAGACACUACUAUAGCUGUGCUAGCCACGUCACUCUCCUCUUUCUCUCUUUCUCUCCUCUCAGGAACUACUGUCUCUCACUUUAUCUCUAUCUAUGCACUCCACUGCUGAAGUAGAUCAAAGAUUUGUGUGUCUUUGUAACAACUAUGCACAGAAAUGGUACUUUAGAAUUCAAGUGUGUAUUGUUUAUUGCCUUUUAGACAUUAGUGUACAUCUUACUAUGCAUAAACAAAGGAGAUAAGAGAUUGUAGCUCUAUCUCAUGGUCACGUCUUUUACUCUUUCAAGCUGUCUUGCAAACUGCCUCAUUUACAUCGACUCCACCGAAUGGAGGGAAACUGAAUAAAUUUGAUUUGUGUUAUUUA